AUGUAUCUGAAGAACGUGUGUGCUAGCUUCCAGCUACAUUCUGAUUUGUAUAAAAAAGAGCUAUAUCUGUUAUCUCUUCAAGCCCUGUGUGCAUGUGAUAUCAGUUUAAAAAUCACAGGAGACUGCUCGACACUGAUACACAUGCUGGAACAAAACUUGGACCUACUGAAAGAUAAUUUUCCAGUGGAGCAGACCUUAGUUGGGCUCAGUCUGCUUUUACUACAAGCUCCUGCAAGUCAGCAACGACAGAUGAUGACUCUAGCUCUUAGAAUGUUGGACACACUAAAGGAAAAGAAAAUGUCACCUAUGGCCCGAUUGCUAGUAAUGCCAAUAUUGCUGGUGGUGUCAUCUUCAGGCCUGACAGACUGCUUCAGUGUGAAGGAGGGAGGAUCUUCUUUGCAGCAACUGGCUCUAACAAUCUUAGAGAAAAUACAAGAUGUAGACAACAGGGAAAUGGAGACAGAGAAAUUGGCUGUAGAGAUGCUGUCUUUUCCUAUAUCAAGUUGGCACUGUACAAUGUCUGUUACUUUGACCAUGGUAAAGAAAUUUAUAGAAGAUAGUAGUGCUUCCUAUGACUGGUUGUCCUCUGUGUCCUCGAUACUGCCAUUCACUACAUGUGUCCCUUCACAUAUAUCACUGCUGCUGGGGUAUCUACUUAUUCAUGAGUCAGGAAAGAGUUUUAAAAAAGCACUAAAAGUCACCAGUGAAGUUGCCAAUGCUGAUUCUUCUCAGGUUCCUUACUUGGUGCCGGUUUUGAUGUUUAGACUUGGACGCCCAUUGGAGCCUAAGUUACUGCGAGAAAUUUUGUACACUCUUCCUAUGUUGGGGACACACAAGGUAUGUGUGCCUCAGAUCCUUCGAUCCUUGCAGAUGAUUGGCAGCGCAUCGAAGCUUCAACCAGUUGUUUUGCGCCUUAUGACAUCUUUGUGGGAAAAACAGGAUAGAGUCUAUCCGGAGCUCCAGAAGCUAAUUGCUGCUGCUGAUUCCCAGUGUUUAUCAACUGGCAAAGAAACCCAGUGGGAGAAAACUGUUGCGAAAGCAGCAACUAUCCGGGAUAUAUGCAGACAGAGGCCUUACCAACAUGGGGCAGACAUGCUAGCUGCUAUCACUCAAGUUUUGAAUGAAUGCCCAAAUCCUGACCAAGCCACUCCUGUUGCCCUGGUAUUACAGGGUCUUCAAGCUCUGUGCCAAGCUGAGGUAGUGGACAUUCGUUCUACCUGGAAUGCUUUGUCUCCUAAGCUAGCAUGUGAGAAGCGCCCUCAUGUUCUCAAAGUAUUACAUGAGCUCUUUGCCUUGGUUCCCUCCUUAACUGUUAACACAGAAGACUAUGAGAAAUUUAAAGCUGAAGUUAUCAGCAUCCUCUGGAAUCACACUCGGAGUAAGGAUGUUGUUGUGUCUUCUUCAGCAUACAAGUCCCUGUGCCAGUUUAAUGGUGAUGAACAUACUAUUCUUCAUCUGCCUGAGCAGGCUAGGCCAGAGAUAAUCCCACCAGAAGAGUCUGAUUUGGCUGGAGAAGAGGAUGAAAAGGAAGUGGACCUUUCCGUACCUGGCUCCUCAUAUAUAAAACUGAUGGCACUAACUCCAUCUCCUGUAUUGCCAGCAUAUGAAGAGUUCCUCUCAUCUUUGGUGAAGCAAGAAAUGAGUCGUAUGCCACGUGGCAUAUACCAUAAUGCCCUCCGUGGUGGAACAAUACGAUCUGACCAGGGGAAAACCGUUGCAGGAAUUCCAAGCUUCAUGCUGAAGAUGUAUGAGAAGAACAGACAGCCUGGUCUGAAACCUGGACUUGCAGCCGGCAUGCUGCUGUGCUAUGACCUGCCUGUUCUGACGGACAGAGAUGGCAGACCUAUCAAUCGCUUCCUUGCCAGCAGGGGCCGCAGUUACCAGCAGAUGUUAACAGCCCUUAUACAUGAGGUAAAUAUCCAGUCCUCGGAAUGGCAUCGCUCUAUUUUGUUGCCUCAGUCAUGGCUUGGCUUCAUGGGAAGGGCAUUCCAUGCUGUGCUUCAGGGUAGGCAGGCUGAGCUGGAAAUGCAGCUGAAACAUGGAAAGGAUGACCCACAAGAACUCCAGUAUAAAGCACACACGGCAUGGCUAUGGGUGAGAGAUGCGCUGACUGAUGUAAUAAGGUCUUCUAUCAAAGACAGCCCUGUGGUAAAGGGGAAUGCACUCUUAGCUCUCACUGGCUUAGCUGCCACUGUCUCCAAAUAUGAAAACAGUCUUCCUUCAGAAUCCGAAGGUGCCCCAGAGAUUGAACCUGAUAUCCUUCCCACCAAAGCCUGGAUCGGUAUGGUGCUGGACACCCUUCUUAGUAUUGUCAGUAGUCAUUAUUAUCCUAAGGGCAGAGUCUUUCCUUGGUUCCAACAGAAAUCCUAUUCUGGGGAGAACACAGCCAGUGUCAUUGCCCGUUCCUGUGCUGCCACCGCCCUCUCUUUGCUGGUCCCAGUGCUUGUUGUAUCUUUUAAGGAAAAGGUGGGGGAGAUUCUCAGCAUCCUGACUACUAGAUUACCUGGAAGGCCAGAGGCAGAUGAGUCGCAGUCUCUCCAAGUUCACAUGGGGCUGGCACUGGGAAUGUUCAUCUCUCGUUUGUGUGAAGAGAAAGUCAGUGACACCUCUGGUCAACAAAUGAACUUAAUAAUCAUGAAAUCUUUGGAUGCUUUAGAAAGCUGUUGUUUUGAUGCUAGCCUGGAAUUCAACAUUGGUUGCAUCCUUGGAGUGGGUCUUGUUCUUUGCUUCAUGAGUCAAAGCAGUCAGACUGACAGCCGAGUCCAUGUCUCAGCCACUCUCCGUAAGCUGUAUGAAUGUCUGGAGAACAGUGGUGAACAGAGCCGAGCUGUGCAAGAGGUGCUGUCAUACUCUGUUGCCUGUGUCUCAGUGUCAGCCUUCAGUGCUGGAGUUGUUGGUGCAGAUGAAGCUGAGGAACACAUGAAUAAACUGAGAAUACUGACAGAGCAGAACCAGCAGACACCAGGUUUCGCUCUUUCUCUGGGAGCUAUUGUUCAUGGCUUGUCAGUAUGUGGUCAUGGGAAGGCAGAGGACCUGAACAAUCGUUUGCUACCUGCCUGGAUUAAGAUCCUACUUGCAGAAGGUUGCCCUACUAUGCAACGCUUAGCUUCACUUAAUGGACUUGUGGCAUUGGUAGGCUCUGAGUCUGCGCUUAUACAGCUGAAAUCUGAAGCUAUCCAGUCAUCCUUGUUCCAAAGCAAGCUUAAUGAAGUCAUCAAAACAAUUACUCAGAUCAUUACCUUUUCUGGAGUAAUUGGUCUGCAAACAAAUGCUGCCUGGAUUCUGGGCCACCUUCACUUAUCCAGCCUUUCUUUAUCUCAGAGCAGAACAUCUGUACCUCCCGAUUUUAGCUACUUGCCCGAAAGAAGCCUAAUACGAGUUAUUGCAGAUUUCCUCAUUUCAGCUGGCAAAAAAGGCCCUGAACUGAUGCCUACAUCUCUGGUCAAGGUGUGCACAUCUUCUAUUGCUGCCGCAGCUGAUGACUAUCAGUAUCCUCCUGUCAACUGGGCAUCUAUUCUUGCUCCCCUAAUGAGGCUUAAUUUUGGUGAAGAAAUCCAGAAACUAUGUGUGCGGAUAGCAGUGACUCAGGCCCAGUCCUCCCAGAAUGCAGCUGUGCUCCUUGGAAUGUGGCUGGUUCCACCCUUAGCUUACAGUCUUACUGUACAAACUUGCUCCUACCUGAUUACCUCACUAUCUCUGUGGAUGAAGCAUGUCUCUGAAGAUAAGCUACAAACAUUUGCAGAUGUAUUCAUGAUUACACAAUUUGAAGCGCAAAAGAAGACCUACGAUGUAGAGAUGUCCAGGAACAUUCUGCUGGGCCUGAGCCAGGCUAUGAAGCUUCCCAGUCCCUCUCAGGCCUGUUGGAGUUUUCUGUGCAAAACCACAGAGAGGAUCUUCCAGCUGUUACCAGAUGUCAUCCAGAAAACAAACGUGGAUCUGUAUAUUGAAGUUACAAAAUGCAUCUCAGAAAUGGCUGAUAGUGAAAUUGAUCGAAUAACCUGCAUUUCCAAGGAGUACAUUAGGAAAUCCACAUUUGUGCGAUUAAUUCUAAUCUCUCAGGGACGUCUGCCAUUGACAUACUUGGAUGGUAUGAUUAAUGUAACUGCAGAAAGCAGAGACAAGCAGACCAUUACCUGGAUGUUACUGCAGGCUUUCUAUCAAGCACGCCUUACAAGCCACCAGAAUACAGGUGUUCUAAAGAGGAUGGAAUGGCUGAUUGACCUCAUCAGUCACAUAAGAAAUAUAGCCCAUAAGUCAACCCAAGUGCACAAUGUUCCAGUCAGCGAGGCAUUGGACUUUUUUCUGCAAGUUUUUGCAGCAUCUGUGGUGGCUUGGGCUGAUCAUGCAGCUCCUUUGCUACUCGGAGUAUAUGGUAGCUGGAGUCCAUGUAAACAUGAAGCGGCACUUACCCCUGGCUGUUUGGGAAGUCAAUCCCUGGACAUUGUCACUGUACAUGGGUGUUUAACUACCCUCCCAUUGAGUUUACAGUUAUUGUUAGCCAAAGAGCCUUGGAAGGAACACACACAGAAGUUUAUAGACUGGCUAAUGACUAUCCUUGAAAGUCCCGAAGGAGCCUUGUCAGAAUCCUCAAGUACAACAUUGAAAGCUACACUUAUCAACUUAAGGGGCCUUCCAGAGUUUAAAAGGAAAGCAGUGUGGACAAGAGCUUUUGGCUGGUAAUGGAUUCACCUAUCACAGGACUGUCGGGCCAGGAACAAUGCUGUGGCGUUCCAUCAUACAGGUCUAAAUUGCAAGUCUCAUCAGUGGAUCCAAGUCAUAGCAGUACAGAAUGUCGGAUUUUGCACAACAUUUAAACUGUUACACUGACCACAGAGGCAUUUUUUCAUCUCUGGUCAA
This is a messenger RNA of Nanorana parkeri, 4857 nucleotides long. It is a transcript of the gene FOCAD, whose product is annotated as focadhesin. The coding region runs from base 1 to 4680 and encodes 1559 amino acids. Gene Ontology annotation, biological process: regulation of post-transcriptional gene silencing. The transcript has 37 exons. NCBI's taxonomy places the organism in Eukaryota, Metazoa, Chordata, Amphibia, Anura, Dicroglossidae. The record is from RefSeq and is a predicted model, not a curated record.